Messenger RNA from Helianthus annuus (common sunflower), 345 nucleotides. RefSeq lists its product as uncharacterized. The transcript has a single exon. NCBI's taxonomy places the organism in Eukaryota, Viridiplantae, Streptophyta, Magnoliopsida, Asterales, Asteraceae. Gene Ontology annotation, molecular function: zinc ion binding. The record is from RefSeq and is a predicted model, not a curated record. Bases 1 to 345 code for a protein of 114 amino acids.
AUGGCCGUAUGCGUUAAUUGUGGUUCUCCAACAAUUAUCAAGACUUCGUGGGCCUCUGCAAACCCUGGACGGAAGUUCUUCUGCUGCAUUACUCGACGGAGGGGAUGUGGGUUUGUGGAUUGGGAAGAGGGUCCAUCGUGUGAAAGGGCAGUUGAAGUCUUUCGACAUUUUGCGGUUGUGGCUUAUCAAGUUAGGGACUGUGAAGAAGAAGCUUUAAGGAUGGCAUCUGAAAUUAGGCACCAUCAAGAACAAGCUUUAGGGAUGGCAGUGAAGUAUACAAGAAUGAAGAUGAUCUUAAUGUUUAGCGGGGGUUUUUUUUUCAUCUUAUAUGUUGUUUUUCACUGA